Messenger RNA from Camelus dromedarius (Arabian camel), 2762 nucleotides. RefSeq names its product ADAM metallopeptidase domain 2 (gene ADAM2). The coding region runs from base 289 to 2484 and encodes 731 amino acids. The record is from RefSeq and is a predicted model, not a curated record. The transcript is spliced from 21 exons. Gene Ontology annotation, cellular component: plasma membrane. Gene Ontology annotation, biological process: cell adhesion; male gonad development; binding of sperm to zona pellucida. NCBI's taxonomy places the organism in Eukaryota, Metazoa, Chordata, Mammalia, Artiodactyla, Camelidae. Gene Ontology annotation, molecular function: metalloendopeptidase activity.
GCUGUUCAGUAACUGUUUCUUCAACCCUGCCUUUUGGAAGUGAUUCUGCACUUUUUUUUUUCAGCUGGAAAGCGUAAUCCAACUGAGUUGAAGCCUCCGUCUGCGUAGAUUUGGGGGCCGAGACCGCCCGCGUUCAGCAGCGCUCGGCACCAGCCUCUCCGCCCACGUCGCUCUCACAGCCGCCGCUCCAGGCAGCGUGCGCGGGCCGGAGGGGUCUCCUCGCGCUCCCAACUGCCCGCCACCCUCUCCAACGGCCACUACUCGGGCUGGCAUCCGGGACGUCAAGCCAUGCUGUGCCUUCUGUUUCUGCUCACUGGGCUCAUCGGGCUCCAGACAGACGACAGGUCUGAAAGGCUACGUGUGCAAAUUACAGUUCCAGAGAAAACACGGUCAAUAUCAAGUGGAGGAGUUGAAUCACAGGUGUCCUACAAGAUUGUAAUUGAAGGGAAAACAUACACUGUGAACCUAAUGCAAAAAGCUUUCUUACCUCAUAAUUUUAGAGUUUAUGCCUAUAAUGGCACAGGAAGUAUGAAACCUCUUGCACAACAGUUUCAGAAUCUUUGCUACUACCAAGGGUUUAUUGAAGGCUACCCAAAUUCUGUGGCGAUCAUUAGCACAUGUACUGGACUCAGGGGUUUACUGCAGUUUGAAAAUGUCAGUUAUGGGAUUGAGCCCUUGGAGCCUUCAAUUGGUUUUGAACAUGUGAUUUAUCAAGUGAAACAUAGGAACGCAGGCAUUUCUUUAUAUGCUGAGAAGGAGACUGAGUCAAGAGAAAUGCCCUACAAAAUACAAAGUGUGGAGCCACUUGCAGACGUCACUCAGUAUAUAGAAAUGCAUGUUGUAGUUGAAAAAAAUUUGUAUAAUCAGAUGGGCUCUGAUACUGCUGUUGUCACUCAAAAAAUUUUCCAGUUGAUUGGACUGACCAAUGCUAUUUUUACAGCUUUUAAAAUUACAAUAAUUCUAUCUUCAUUAGAGCUUUGGAUAGAUGAAAAUAAAAUUUCAGUAACUGGAGAUGCUAAUGAAUUAUUAUACAGAUUUUUAAAAUGGAAACAAUCUUAUCUUGUUUUGCGUCCACAUGAUGUGGCCUUUUUACUUGUUUACAGAGAAAAAACAAAUUACGUUGGUGCAACCUUUCAAGGGAAGAUGUGUGAUAAACAGUAUGGAGGUGGUGUUGCUCUGCACCCCAGAACCAUAAGUCUGGAAUCACUGGCCAUUAUCAUAGCUCAGUUACUCAGCUUCAGUAUGGGGAUAGCUUAUGAUGACAUUAAUAAAUGCCACUGCCCAGGGGCCGUCUGCGUGAUGAACCCAGAAGCAGUUCAUUCCAGUGGUGUGAAGUUCUUUAGUAACUGCAGCAUGGAAGAUUUUGCACAUUUUACUGCAAAAUCCCAAUGUCUUCAAAACCAGCCACGUUUAGAUCCAUCCUACAAAAGUGCAGUGUGCGGUAAUGGAGAAGUCGAAGAAGGAGAACAGUGUGACUGUGGGUCUGAGGAGGAAUGUGAGGCUCUGCCACAGGUGUGCUGUAACCGCGCCACGUGUCAACUGUCAGGCAAUUCGGUUUGCGAUACUGGCCCCUGCUGUGAAGCUUGUGCUUAUAAGCUCUCAGGAGAGAUGUGUCGACCUGCCUCUAAUGAAUGUGAUCUCCCUGAAUUUUGCAAUGGCUCAUCUGCAUCAUGUCAAGACGACUUUUAUGUUCAGAAUGGGCAUCCAUGUGAGGACAAUCAGUGGAUCUGUUUGGAAGGAAACUGUAUGAGUGGGGCAAUCCAAUGUACGCACAUAUUUGGUGAAGGUUCAAGUUUUGCUGGUCAAGAGUGUUAUGAAGAUCUUAAUUCUAAGGGUGACCAGUCAGGGAACUGUGGUGCCACUGCUUCAGGGUACACGAAGUGCGAACCCAAGGAUCUGAAAUGUGGAAAAUUAAUAUGCACAUAUGAUAAGACAGAACUAAUUAACAUUCCAAGUGCCACUAUUGUUUAUGCCAACAUAAAAGGACAUCUCUGUGUUGCCUUGGACUAUGCAUUUGGUGAUAAAGCCAGCGACAAUAUGUGGGUAAGAGAUGGAACUGUCUGUGGUGAAAGAAAGGUUUGCAAGAAUAAAACAUGUGUAGAUUCUGCGUUCUUGAAUUAUGACUGUACUCCAGAAAAAUGCAACAAUCAAGGUAUAUGUAAUAAUAAAAAGAACUGUCACUGUAACCCUACGUAUUUACCUCCAGUUUGCCAAAAUGAAUCACCAGGAUGGACUGGUGGGAGUGUCGACAGUGGUAACUUUCCACCCUCAGGAGGAGGCGGUGUACCUGGAGGCCGCUAUAUUGAGACUACUUACCAUGCCAAACCUACGAAAUGGCCAUUUUUCUUACUCAUUCCUUUUUUCAUUAUUCUCUGUGUACUGAUUGCUACACUGGUAAAAGUUUAUUUCCAAAGAAAAAAAUGGAGAACUGAGGAGUAUUCAAGCGAUGAGCAAUUUGAAAGUGAGAGUGAGCCCAAAGACUAGACUGCAAAACCAAAGAAACCACGAUACCACAAGUAAUUAUCUUUGAUGGGCCAGAAAAAUGGAAAAGAAAAAAAAAAGUACAUGCAUUGCCUGAAUGCCUGGGAUUCAAAACCUGCACAUUAUGGCUUUGAUCUGUCAAGAAAAGAUAGAAAUUUUCAAGUAUAAUAUAAUAUAAUACCAUAGAUAAAUUAUUUUUAAGGAAUACAUGUUUAUGAGUUUUAUACUGCAUAUUUCUUAUUUUUAAAGUUAUCUCACAUUAAUUCUGUUAGUCAGUAGGC